AAGCAGAAUAUCAAAAGAUCAUUGACACAUUGACAUGCAAACAUGUGAGAAGUGCGCAAAGUUGGUAAAUUGGAGUGGUGCAACUUGAUCAAACAAAACAAUAAUUUUGGCGUUUAAAUAAUUUGUCUAAAUCAGACGGUGUCAUAACUCGAAUAAUACGUGUUAGUUAAUAUUUUUUAAAAACUUCAAAUGUUUGAAUAGGGUAGCGAUGAACGUCGACGAUGAUAAUCUCUACGAAGAUUCAGGAAACGAAACAAGUGGAGAUGAUGUUGAUUUUGUAAUAGAGGUAGAUACGGCUUCGCACAGUAAAGAACUGCAGUGCUAUGAUGAGGAAUAUCAGUAUGAGGUAUUAUCUACCGACGACAUAGUCCAGCACAUGAUUGAUUGCAUUAAAGAAGUUAACACUGUAGUCCAAAUACCAUCCACAACGACGAGGAUACUUUUGAACUACUUUCAUUGGGAUAAGGAGAAACUCAUGGAAAAAUUCUUUGAUGGGAAUCAAGAUGAACUGUUUAGAGAAGCUCAUGUUAUUAAUCCUUUCAAAAAAGUCAACGUAGCAAAACCUAAAAUAGCAAAUAAGGCUUUGGGUACUGAAGAAUGUGACAUUUGUUUUAUGAUAUUCUCUUCUUCCCAAAUGACAGGUUUAGAAUGUGGUCACAGAUUUUGUUAUCAAUGUUGGAAUGAGUAUUUAACAACAAAAAUUAUGGAAGAAGGAGUAGGACAAACAAUAGCAUGUGCAGCACAUAAUUGUCCUAUUUUAGUAGAUGAUCAGACUGCUAUGAGGCUAGUGAAAGACCCUAGAGUGAAGCUCAAAUAUCAACAUCUUAUUACAAAUAGUUUUGUUGAAUGUAACCGCUUGUUAAGGUGGUGCCCCAGUCCAGAUUGUAGUUAUGCUGUAAAGGUUGCUUAUGUAGAAGCCAAGCCAGUAGCCUGCAAAUGCAGUAACGUUUUUUGCUUCGCAUGUGGAGAAAACUGGCACGAUCCCGUCAAAUGUGGUUUAUUAAAAAAGUGGCAAAAGAAAUGCGAUGAUGAUUCUGAAACAUCAAAUUGGAUAGCAGCUAACACUAAGGAGUGCCCAAAAUGUAAUGCCACAAUCGAAAAAGAUGGUGGUUGCAAUCACAUGGUGUGCAAAAACCAAAAUUGCAAGGCAGACUUCUGCUGGGUAUGUCUUGGACCAUGGGAGCCACAUGGAAGUUCUUGGUAUAAUUGUAAUAGGUAUGAUGAAGAUGAGGCGAAAGCUGCUAGAGAUGCACAGGAAAAAUCCCGAGCAGCUUUACAAAGAUACUUGUUUUACUGCAAUAGGUACAUGAAUCACAUGCAAUCUUUAAAGUUUGAACAUAAACUGUACGCGUCGGUUAAAGAUAAAAUGGAAGAGAUGCAGCAACACAAUAUGAGUUGGAUAGAAGUACAGUUUCUAAAAAAGGCUGUAGAUAUACUUUGUCAAUGUCGGCAAACGUUAAUGUACACCUACGUGUUUGCUUACUACUUAAAGAAAAACAAUCAGUCUGUGAUAUUUGAAGAUAACCAAAAAGAUCUUGAAAGGGCCACAGAGCUCUUGAGUGAGUAUCUUGAGAGAGAUAUUACACAAGAAAAUUUAAUAGAUAUAAAACAAAAGGUGCAAGAUAAAUAUAGAUACUGUGAUGGAAGGAGGAUGGCGUUACUCGACCAUGUCCAUGAAGGUUACGAAAAGGACUGGUGGGUCUAUAGCGAAUGAAUUUCAAUAUCGAAUUAAUAUGGUUUUGGGUGUACCUCGUUCAUUCCUGUAAUGGUACUAAUAAUUAUUACUUGAUUUAUUUAUAAUUAAAAUGGCUAUAUUUCUUAAACAUAUUUUUUACUCAUACUUCCUUUCCACUAAAUUCAUUUUCAAAUACUCAGGAAGUGUAUUAAAACAAAAUAAUACUUUCGUUAAAAGUUGUUUUAAUUAUUGUUUUUAUUCGUGUUAAAAUAGAAAACAAGUUGAUUCUCUGAUUUAAAGCUCAAAUUUAAUCUUUUAUUUUUUUAUAAAAAGUCAUUACAUUGUGAUUUUUAUAAAAGGAAAUACAUAAAUACAAAUUAAAGUUUAUUAAAAGCAAAAAUACCCCUAAGUAUCUAUUAUUCAAAUCAUUUGCCUGCAUCUUCCUUUAAUCCAACAGUUUGGUUGAUAACGAGCUAAAAACAAAAAUAAGUAUUCAUUUAUUGCUAACACUUCAAAAAGACUUAUCCCUGAAUUGUUUAAUUUUAUUAAAGAAUAAUUAAUAAAUUAGGAUUCUUGUAGUGUAGCCUAAAUUUUGAUAUUUUUCUCAUUAAGUCAAUUCAAAUGAAAUAAACCCAAUAUAAAACACCUACCUAC
This is a messenger RNA of Psylliodes chrysocephalus, 2329 nucleotides long. The record is from the annotation of a GenBank genome assembly. NCBI's taxonomy places the organism in Eukaryota, Metazoa, Arthropoda, Insecta, Coleoptera, Chrysomelidae.